This is a messenger RNA of Sphenostylis stenocarpa, 2157 nucleotides long. Lineage: Eukaryota; Viridiplantae; Streptophyta; Magnoliopsida; Fabales; Fabaceae. The record is from the annotation of a GenBank genome assembly.
AUGGCGGACGUCAUGGUAAUGAAGGAGAUUGAAGACACGGCGCUACGUCUCGGCGUCGAUAUCUCCACUCUCGAUCUUGAUUCCAUUCGUCUUCCUCCUGGAGAAAAUUACGGAAUCGUCAGCGAUGACGAGGAAGUUUACCUGGAGGAUAAUCUCGAGUUCGAGUCUGGAUUUGGCAACAUCAUUGUUGUGGAUAACCUACCUGUUGUACCGAAGGAGAAGUUUGAAAAGCUCGAAGGAGUUGUUCGAAAAAUUUAUAGUCAGAUUGGUGUUAUUAAAGAAGAUGGCCUUUGGAUGCCUGUUGAUCCUGAGACUGAUAAAACCCUAGGUUAUUGCUUCAUUGAAUACAAUACUCCUCAGGAAGCAGAACUUGCUAAGGAGAAAACCCAUGGAUACAAAUUGGAUCGUGCACAUAUAUUUUGUGUGAGCAUGUUCGAUGAUUUUGACAGGUUCAUGAAGGUUCCCAAUGAGUGGGCUCCUCCUGAGACUAAGCCGUAUGCUCCUGGGGAAAAUCUUCAACACUGGCUAACUGAUCCAAAGGCCAGGGACCAGUUUGUUAUUCGUGCUGGUUCUGAUACUGAGGUUUUGUGGAAUGAUGCAAGGCAUUUGAAGCCUGAUCCUGUUUAUAAGCGUGCAUAUUGGACUGAAAGUUUUGUCCAAUGGUCUCCUCUGGGGACAUACUUGGCCACAGUUCACAGACAGGGUGCAGCUGUCUGGGGAGGUUCUACAAGCUUUAACAGGCUUAUGCGAUAUGCACAUCCUCAGGUAAAACUUAUUGAUUUUUCACCUGGUGAAAAGUAUCUGGUAACUUAUAGUAGCCAUGAACCAAGCAAUCCUCGGGAUGCCAAUAGGGUUGUGAUUAAUAUAUUUGAUGUGAGAACUGGCAAAGUGAUGAGGGACUUUAAAGGUAGUGCUGAUGAUUUUGCAGUUGGAGGGGCUGGGGGUGUCACAGGUGUUUCGUGGCCUGUUUUCAAAUGGAGUGGUGGAAGAGAUGAUAAAUACUUUGCAAGGAUGGGAAAAAACAUACUAUCUGUGUAUGAGACAGAGACCUUUUCUCUCGUUGACAAGAAGUCCUUGAAGGUUGAAAAUAUAAUGGAUUUCUGCUGGUCUCCUACUGAUCCAAUUAUUGCUCUCUUUGUCCCUGAGAUGGGGGGUGGUAAUCAGCCUGCAAGGGUAAGUCUGAUUCAAGUCCCCAGCAAAGAAGAACUCAGGCAGAAGAACCUUUUCAGUGUCAGUGACUGCAAGAUGUACUGGCAAAGCAAUGGAGACUACCUUGCUGUCAACGUAGAACGCUAUACCAAAACGAAAAAAAGCACAUAUACAGGCUUUGAGCUUUUCCGUAUAAAAGAGCGAGACAUACCAAUUGAAGUAUUGGAGCUCGAGAAUAAGAAUGAUAAGAUCAUUGCAUUUGCUUGGGAGCCUAAAGGCCAUAGGUUUGUGGUUAUUCAUGGUGAUAACCCUAAGCCUGAUGUAAGCAUUUAUUCCAUGCGUACUGGUCAGAACAGUCGAGUUUCAAAACUCACUACUCUGAAAGGCAAGCAAGCAAAUGCUCUAUUUUGGUCGCCUGCAGGUCGAUACAUUGUACUAGCUGGAUUGAAAGGUUUCAAUGGGCAGUUAGAAUUUUACAAUGUUGAUGAACUUGAGACCAUGGCUACUGCCGAACAUUUUAUGGCAACUGAUAUAGAAUGGGAUCCAACUGGAAGGUAUGUUGCAACGGCUGUGACUUCCGUUCAUGAAAUGGAAAAUGGUUUCAAUAUAUGGUCUUUCAACGGCAAGCAUUUAUAUCGAAUUCUUAAGGAUCACUUUUUUCAGUUUUUGUGGAGACCAAGGCCACCAUCUUUCUUGAGCUCCGAGAAAGAGGAGGAGAUUGCCAAGAACUUGAAGAAGUACAGCAAGAAAUAUGAGGCAGAAGAUCAAGAUGUUUCGCUGCUGCUGAGUGAGCAAGAGCGUGAGAAGCGGAGGAUGUUGAAAGAAGAUUGGGACAAAUGGGUCAAUGACUGGAAGCGGAUGCACGAAGAAGAGAGCUUAUAUAGACAAAAGCUUAGGGACGGCGAAGCUAGCGAUGAAGAGGAAGAAUACGAGGCUAAGGAUAUUGAAGUGGAGGAAGUCAUCCAUGUAUCAAAAGAGGUUCUUCACCUUGAGUACGGCCAAGAAUGA